GAUGAGCAGCGUUCAUUGGCCAGGAGAGUAGGGGUGGGGAACUAAGAACGGUGAGAGCCGCCGUGUGUGGAGGAGCUACUGCCGGUGUCAUGGCGGAGCUGAGCGAGGAGGCGCUGCUGUCAGUGUUACCAACAAUCCGGGUCCCCAAGGCUGGCGACCGGGUCCACAAAGACGAGUGCGCCUUUUCCUUCGACACACCGGAGUCUGAAGGUGGCCUCUACAUCUGCAUGAACACAUUCCUGGGCUUUGGGAAGCAGUAUGUGGAGAGACAUUUCAACAAGACAGGCCAGCGUGUUUACCUGCACCUCCGGCGGACCCGGCGCCCUACGAAGGAAGAAGACACUACUGCAGGCACUGGAGACCCGCCCCGUAAGAAGCCCACCCGGCUGGCUAUUGGUGUUGAAGGUGGGUUUGACCUCUCCGAGGAAAAGUUUGAAUAUGACGAGGAUGUGAAGAUUGUCAUUUUGCCAGACUAUCUGGAGAUUGCCCGGGAUGGCUUGGGGGGACUGCCUGACAUUGUCCAAGAUCGGGUGACCAGUGCAGUGGAGGCUCUCCUCUCAGCUGACUCGGCCUCCCGAAAGCAGGAGGUGCAGGCCUGGGAUGGAGAGGUCCGGCAGGUGUCUAAGCAUGCCUUCAACCUCAAGCAGUUGGACAACCCUGCUCGGAUCCCUCCGUGUGGCUGGAAGUGCUCCAAGUGUGACAUGAGGGAGAAUUUGUGGCUGAACCUGACAGAUGGCUCCAUCCUCUGUGGCCGACGCUACUUUGAUGGCAGUGGGGGCAACAACCAUGCUGUGGAACACUAUAGGGAGACAGGCUACCCAUUAGCUGUCAAGCUGGGGACCAUCACACCUGAUGGAGCUGAUGUGUACUCCUAUGAUGAAGAUGACAUGGUUCUGGACCCUAGCCUGGCCGAGCACCUGUCACACUUCGGAAUUGACAUGCUGAAGAUGCAGAAGACAGACAAGACGAUGACGGAAUUGGAGAUAGAUAUGAACCAGCGGAUUGGCGAAUGGGAGCUGAUCCAGGAGUCAGGUGUGCCACUGAAGCCCCUAUUUGGACCUGGCUACACAGGAAUCCGGAACCUGGGGAACAGCUGCUAUCUCAACUCUGUGGUACAGGUGCUCUUCAGCAUCCCUGACUUCCAGAGGAAGUAUGUGGACAAACUAGAGAAGAUCUUCCAGAAUGCCCCCACGGACCCCACCCAGGACUUCAGUACCCAGGUGGCCAAGCUGGGCCAUGGUCUUCUCUCGGGAGACUAUUCUAAGCCAGCACCGGAGUCGGGUGAUGGGGAGCAAGUGCCAGAACAAAAGGAAGUUCAAGAUGGUAUUGCCCCUCGGAUGUUCAAGGCCCUCAUUGGCAAGGGCCACCCUGAGUUCUCUACUAACCGGCAGCAGGAUGCACAGGAGUUCUUUCUGCACCUAAUCAACAUGGUGGAGAGGAAUUGCCGGAGCUCUGAAAACCCUAAUGAAGUGUUUCGAUUCUUGGUGGAGGAAAAGAUCAAGUGCCUGGCAACAGAGAAGGUGAAAUACACCCAGCGAGUUGACUACAUCAUGCAGCUGCCUGUGCCCAUGGAUGCAGCCCUUAACAAAGAGGAGCUUCUAGAGUAUGAGGAGAAGAAGCGGCAGGCCGAAGAGGAGAAGGUGCCACUGCCAGAGCUGGUUCGGGCCCAGGUGCCCUUCAGCUCCUGCCUGGAGGCCUAUGGGGCCCCAGAACAGGUGGAUGACUUCUGGAGCACAGCCCUGCAGGCCAAGUCGGUUGCUGUCAAGACCACACGUUUUGCCUCAUUCCCUGACUACCUGGUCAUCCAGAUCAAGAAAUUCACCUUCGGCUUAGACUGGGUGCCCAAGAAACUGGAUGUGUCCAUUGAGAUGCCAGAAGAGCUGGACAUCUCCCAGCUGAGGGGUACAGGGCUGCAGCCAGGAGAGGAGGAGUUGCCUGACAUUGCCCCACCCCUGGUCACUCCGGAUGAGCCCAAAGGUAGCCUUGGUUUCUAUGGCAACGAAGACGAAGACUCCUUCUGCUCCCCUCACUUCUCCUCUCCAACAUCGCCCAUGUUGGAUGAAUCAGUCAUCAUACAGCUGGUAGAAAUGGGCUUUCCCAUGGAUGCCUGCCGCAAAGCUGUCUACUACACAGGCAACAGUGGGGCUGAGGCUGCCAUGAACUGGGUGAUGUCACAUAUGGAUGAUCCAGAUUUUGCAAACCCCCUAAUCCUGCCUGGCUCCAGUGGGCCUGGCUCCACAAGUGCAGCAGCUGACCCCCCACCGGAGGACUGUGUGACCACCAUCGUGUCCAUGGGCUUCUCCAGGGACCAGGCCCUGAAAGCUCUGCGGGCCACGAACAAUAGUUUGGAACGGGCGGUGGACUGGAUCUUCAGUCACAUUGACGAUCUGGAUGCAGAAGCAGCCAUGGACAUCUCAGAGGGCCGCUCGGCUGCUGACUCCAUCUCUGAGUCUGUGCCAGUGGGACCUAAAGUCCGGGAUGGCCCUGGAAAGUAUCAGCUCUUUGCCUUCAUUAGUCACAUGGGCACCUCUACCAUGUGUGGUCACUACGUCUGCCACAUCAAGAAGGAAGGCAGGGAUCUGGCUAAGAGACAGUUGGUGCAAUUUGGAAUGCUGUUUAUGCAUCCUUCCCACCAGAUGGGUGAUCUACAAUGACCAGAAAGUGUGUGCCUCUGAGAAGCCGCCCAAGGACCUGGGCUACAUCUACUUCUACCAGAGAGUGGCCAGCUAAGACCCUGCGCCGCUCCCUCCACGGAGGUCAAGGGACGGAUCAGUGGGCACAAGGGCCAGGGCCUGUAGCCCCUGCUCCACACCAUUUUCUUUUGUCCCCAGCAGCAGGGAAGAAGCUGGAGACCAUAGAAAAAUGGCCAAGCAAAGCAGAGGGGCAUUAGAAUAGCUGGGGCUAGCACAGGGCCCACUGCCCACCUGUAAAGAGACUUGCUUCCCCUGCCCCACACACAGUGCCCUGCUCUGCACCGCACACUGCCCUGCCCAGCCCUGGCGGAGGGCAGGGUGACUUGUGUGCUGUGGGUGUGGCUUUGUGCAUCUUUCAGGGGAGGGAGCUCUGCACCUCUCCUGCCCCUAUGUGUUCAUUCAUGGUUGGGCAAGGAGGGAUAUGACUCCCCUUGCCCUCCUGCCUCAGUCUUUCCCCCACCCUGUCUCUUCCUGGUCCUCUGGAAAAUGCCAAAUUACACGAUGUGAAUAAAAGUACAGUGGGAAACCGA
This is a messenger RNA of Cavia porcellus (domestic guinea pig), 3223 nucleotides long. RefSeq names its product ubiquitin specific peptidase 5 (gene Usp5). The record is from RefSeq and is a predicted model, not a curated record. Gene Ontology annotation, molecular function: protein binding; cysteine-type deubiquitinase activity; zinc ion binding. Lineage: Eukaryota; Metazoa; Chordata; Mammalia; Rodentia; Caviidae. The coding region runs from base 90 to 2654 and encodes 854 amino acids. The transcript is spliced from 20 exons. Gene Ontology annotation, biological process: protein deubiquitination.